AAUGAGUUCCGAUAGAUUUUCAAGCGUGUGUGCACUGGUGCCUCCACGGAUGUUGUUUGUUACUACUUGAAUACUCGUGUACUCCGAGUGUGUUUUCUUCUCAUGCCAUUUGCGAUUACUGUGACCAGUGUGUUCAGCCUUCUACGGUGGAAGUCUUCUAAUAGUUUCGGAAAUCAGGUAUCGAGUGUUCGAAAGGCAGCGGAAUCGUGUCCAGGAAAAGUCUCUGCAAAAUAAUGCUUCACCCGUCGACGAUCAGCAUGGAUUUCCAACAAGUGCCGUUGAGCGAAGUGGAUGAUACGUUCUUCUUCGAUGAGAACAAGGAUGCCAUAGCCUACUACGAUUUGGAGCCUCUGACCAACACCCUCGGCUCGAUUCCCGGCGUUCAGAGUGUUCCCGGCACGUCAUACUUCAACAUGAUGACCCCACCUCAGAUUAAUUUGCCACCUGAGUUCAUGCAGGCCGAUCUCAAUCACCAUGCCUCAAUGCAAGGCGUACCAAUGCAAACGAAUGACAUGCUGCUUAACAGCUGGCUGUCGGCGACGCCUCAGCAACAGCUCCCUCAGAGUAUGGAUAACGAUUACAGAGAAAAUCUGCCCCCGUGCAAGGAGGAAGCGGAAGAGCUCCAUGACCUCGACGCGUACCAAAUCCAAGGAUGGAAUCAGAGCAUCCCUCGACAGCCGCAUCUUGUUCAGACGACGCAAGACCCACAAAUCAACACGCAACUUCUGUUUGUCGCAUCCGAGGAGACUGAUGGCCAUUCCACCUGUAGCUCCAACGUGUCCACCCCUGAUUCGAAUUACACAUCGGAACCCAGAACCACUUCGAACGCAAACAAAGGAAUGGGGAAACUUUGGGAGUUCAUCAGAGAUCUUCUCCUCAAUCCAGAGACGAAUCCAUCGCUGAUCAGGUGGGAGCGUCGCGAGGAUGGCGUUUUUAAGUUCGUCCAGAGCGACAAAGUGGCCAAAAUGUGGGGAGAUCGCAAGCAAAACCCUCGCAUGACCUACGAAAAACUCUCGAGAGCCAUGAGGUAUUAUUACAAGAGUCAGGUUCUCUUGCCUGUCUUCGGACGCCGUUUGGUUUACAAGUUCGGACCGAAUGCCACCGGUUGGCGACCGAGCUAAGUGAGCAAGCUAUGCGAGUAUGG
This is a messenger RNA of Galendromus occidentalis (western predatory mite), 1144 nucleotides long. Its product is annotated as DNA-binding protein Ets97D. Lineage: Eukaryota; Metazoa; Arthropoda; Arachnida; Mesostigmata; Phytoseiidae. The record is from RefSeq and is a predicted model, not a curated record. Gene Ontology annotation, molecular function: sequence-specific DNA binding; DNA-binding transcription factor activity, RNA polymerase II-specific. The coding region runs from base 234 to 1121 and encodes 295 amino acids. Gene Ontology annotation, cellular component: nucleus. Gene Ontology annotation, biological process: cell differentiation; regulation of transcription by RNA polymerase II. The transcript is spliced from 7 exons.